Messenger RNA from Paramecium pentaurelia, 1677 nucleotides. The record is from the annotation of a GenBank genome assembly. Lineage: Eukaryota; Ciliophora; Oligohymenophorea; Peniculida; Parameciidae.
AUGCAUUUAAUUCCAAAAUUGACUAAAUUAAACAAAUCUCAAGAAGACAUUUCUGCUAUUCAAGAUCAUUUGAGUUAAUUGCCUUAAUUUCAAGCACCCUAUGAAGUCUUGAAAGAUGUACUUUUAAAUUAAAAAUAUAGUUAUGUAAAACAAUAGGAUAUGUUUAUUUUGAAACUGGUCAAGUAGUCUAAUAAAAUAAUAAAUUUGCAUUCUAUGUAAUAAAGGGAUUACUCUAAAUAGAAGACAAUAUAUAAAUUCAACCUGAAAUGUGGUAUGAAGGAGAUUUAGGUUUUGAAGUUAAAGUAUUAUUUUAUUUAUAUUCAAAUUUAGUAAGAUACUCAUUGUUUUGCUUUACCAAUUGAUUUAUAUAAAAAGUUUAGUUCUAGUCAUGGUGUUUUGUAUUAAUAAAAGAAAAAAUCACUUAUAGCCAAUUUACCUAUCAUUGAAAAAAUUGCUCCUAAAAUAUAAGAAUAAUUAAUCAAACAAUUCUAGGAAGUCAAAUUUGCCCAUACAGACUUCAUUUAGAAAAUGGAUGAACCUGGAAAUUCAUUAUUUAUUUUAUAAUAUGGAGUUUUAAGUUUAAGCAAAAAUUAUUAGAAAACUCUAUCUCAUUAUGAAAAAUAAGUAUUACCUAGAAAAUUUUGGUUUAAUGAAAUUGUAAUAUGUGAAUUAAAUGAUCAAGGUGUUUUAGGAGAAGAAUUCACUCAAUAAGAAAAAGCUUUAUAUAAUGUUUAAGUAAUAUCAAAAUAUGCUUCUCUAUUAAUGAUAUCAAUAUAACAACUUAAAAAUAUUUCUCCAUAAGUUUUUCAAUCAGUAUGUAAAAUGUUUAAAGAUAAAACUAUUUUGAGAGAUGAAAUUUAUAAAUAAAAAUGUCAAGAAUUAGAAAAAAAUUGGUAAAAUACAAAUAAAGAUCAAAUGCUAAAUUAAGAUAUAAAGAAAACUAUUUCUUUUAAAGUACUUUCUAAAUAACCUUCUGCUUGUCAAGAUUAACAAAGCUAAACUAAUGAUGAUCAAUUUGGAGCUCUAUUAGGAAACUUAUCUUAUAAAAAAAUGCCUACCUUCAUUUAAUAAUACUUCAGAUAAAAGCAUCUUAAGGUUAAAAAACGACAAGAUCAACAUCAAUUAAAUAAUUCGAAUUCAAAUUCAAAUUCUAUGAAUCAUAUGGAUUCAACUUUUGAUCCAUAUAUUUUACUUUAAAAAACAUAACAAAAAAUGCUUGUUUAAUAACAUUCCUUAAAAUAAUAAAAUGCUUUGCGUUUAACAAAAACAAGAUAAAUGGAUCGAAAAUCUGAAUAAACAAAAUCACAAUAAAUAAGACCCAAUACUUCUCAAAUUAUGGUUUAAUAACAAUUUUCUUUGGGAUUAACUUAAUAAUAAUAGCAAUCCUUCAAUUAACUAGGCAGUGGUUCUAGAUAAGAAUUAACCUUAUAAAAAAACAUCUUAUAGAAUUUUCAUACACCAAAACCAAUUAUAAGAUAGUUAAAAAGAAUGUAUAGAAGUUCCUCUGUUCAUAAGAUUGAUGAUCCUCCAUUCUCUCUAAUACCUUAACUAAAAAAUAAAAGUAAUUUUAAUAAAUAAAUAGCCCCUAGAGAUAAUAUGUUCUAUCUAAAUUUAUAGCAAAAUUAUUCAGGUUAAAGAAUUAAAGUCAACUAAUUAUUGCAUAAUUCUAUAGAUUGA